This is a messenger RNA of Macaca mulatta (Rhesus monkey), 2398 nucleotides long. It is a transcript of the gene ZBTB45, whose product is annotated as zinc finger and BTB domain containing 45. NCBI's taxonomy places the organism in Eukaryota, Metazoa, Chordata, Mammalia, Primates, Cercopithecidae. The record is from RefSeq and is a predicted model, not a curated record. Gene Ontology annotation, molecular function: RNA polymerase II cis-regulatory region sequence-specific DNA binding; DNA-binding transcription factor activity, RNA polymerase II-specific; protein binding. Gene Ontology annotation, biological process: regulation of transcription by RNA polymerase II.
GGGGUACGGCGCGGGCCAGGGUGCGGGGUGGCCGCGGCGGUUCAGAGGGGUGCUUUGGGCUUAGGGUGGUGCGCGGGCAAUGGAGCAGAGAUUGGGAGAACGCGCUCGGGGUAAAGCACACGGCGCGGCGAAGGCGUGGCGGGAGUGUGCGGCGCCGGACCCAGGAAGCUGGCCUGGGCGCCGGGUCUCGAAGGCUGGCCUUUGUUCUGAAGUGUCCAGAUCGGCUUUGCGGCGUCGGGACUGAGGAAUGGAGCCCGCUGCGGGGCGGGGCGGGGCGGGGCAGGGCGGGAAAGGAAGGUUCAAGUCUCUGGGGUUGAUGCGUCCCUAUCGGCCGGACACAGAUUAGAAGCCUUUCAGGUGCUAGAUGGCAGCUGCAGAGGCUGUGCACCACAUACACCUGCAGAACUUCUCACGCUCUCUGCUUGAGACCCUCAAUGGGCAGAGGCUAGGGGGGCACUUCUGCGACGUGACUGUGCGCAUUCGUGAAGCUUCACUGCGUGCCCACCGCUGCGUGCUGGCGGCCGGCUCGCCCUUCUUCCAAGACAAGCUGCUGCUCGGCCACUCUGAGAUCCGUGUGCCUCCGGUGGUGCCCGCACAGACGGUGCGACAGCUGGUCGAGUUCCUGUACAGCGGUUCGCUUGUUGUGGCGCAGGGCGAAGCCCUGCAGGUGCUCACCGCCGCGUCGGUACUUCGCAUACAGACAGUUAUCGACGAAUGCACGCAGAUUAUCGCCCGCGCCCGAGCCCCAGGCACCUCUGCGCCCACGCCCCUGCCCACUCCUGUGCCCCCGCCACUCGCACCUGCGCAGCUGCGUCACCGUCUGCGCCACCUGCUGGCUGCGCGCCCUCCGGGGCACCCUGGUGCUGCGCACAGCCGUAAGCAGCGCCAGCCCGCGCGUUUGCAGCUGCCUGCGCCCCCAACACCUGCCAAGGCCGAGGGGCCUGAUGCUGACCCCUCACUGUCCGCGGCCCCUGACGACCGUGGCGAUGAGGAUGACGAGGAAACUGACGAUGAGACCGAUGGCGAGGACGGCGAAGGUGGCGGCCCGGGCGAGGGCCAGGCACCUCCUUCCUUCCCAGACUGUGCUGCCGGCUUCCUCACUGCUGCUGCUGACAGCGCCUGUGAGGAGCCCCCUGCACCCACUGGCCUCACUGACUACAGUGGUGCCGGGAGGGAUUUUCUUCGGGGAGCUGGGGCAGCUGAGGACGUAUUUCCAGACAGCUAUGUAUCCACUUGGCACGACGAGGAUGGCGCUGUCCCCGAAGGCUGUCCCACUGAGACCCCUGUCCAGCCCGACUGCAUACUGGCUGGACCCCGCCCGCCUGGUGUGAAGACCCCAGGGCCACCCGUCGCACUCUUCCCCUUUCACUUGGGUGCCCCCGGGCCACCCGCACCACCCCCUUCAGCACCAUCAGGGCCAGCCCCUGCGCCCCCACCCGCCUUCUACCCCACACUCCAGCCCGAGGCAGCCCCCAGCACUCAGCUGGGGGAGGCCCCGGCUCCCUCUGCUGCUCCCACCACGGCCCCCUCAGGCACCCCUGCUCGCACAGCAGGUGCUGAGCCACCCACCUAUGAGUGCAGCCACUGUCGCAAGACGUUCAGCUCCCGGAAAAACUACACCAAGCACAUGUUCAUCCACUCGGGGGAGAAGCCGCACCAGUGCGCCGUGUGCUGGCGAUCCUUCUCGCUGCGCGACUACCUGCUGAAGCACAUGGUCACGCACACCGGUGUGCGCGCCUUCCAGUGCGCCGUUUGCGCCAAGCGCUUCACGCAGAAGAGCUCACUCAACGUGCACAUGCGCACUCACCGGCCCGAGCGCGCGCCCUGCCCCGCCUGCGGCAAGGUCUUCUCGCACCGCGCGCUGCUGGAGCGCCACCUGGCCGCGCACCCUGCGCCCUGAUGGGGCUGGGGCCUGGCCUCGCCCACGGUGGAUCCGAGGCCUCCCGCACGGUCGGCCACCCCCGCUACGGGACCCGUGGUUCCCGCCACUAGACCACGCUCCCUCCUGAGCGCAGGUCCUCUCUCUCCCUUCACCCUUUCUCCAUACCGGGACCUAAGUCCGCCUUACUCCUCUCCUCCAUGUACUUGAACCCUCCAGGUGGUGCCGAGCUGGGGCUGGUUAGGGACCAGACCACCUCUGAGAACUAGACCAUUUCCUGCCUAAAGAUAUGACUCUGGUUCUCGCCCCGCCCUCUCCUGGGGUGGGGGUGGGGGUGGGGGCUGGGGCCGCUCCCCUGCCCCGGUGUGAGGCUGUUCAAGGUCCCUAGCUCCCUACCCAAGCUAUCCCUCCCUCGUGGGGUGCCUAAGGAGGCUCAAGUGGACCCAUCAUAUAUGGGGGCUGGGCCUCGGGACUCUCACUCUAAUAAAGGACUGUAGGCCAUGAGGCCUAAACCACGAA